This is a messenger RNA of Hibiscus syriacus, 552 nucleotides long. RefSeq names its product cellulose synthase-like protein G3. The transcript has a single exon. The coding region runs from base 1 to 552 and encodes 183 amino acids. Gene Ontology annotation, biological process: plant-type primary cell wall biogenesis; cellulose biosynthetic process. The record is from RefSeq and is a predicted model, not a curated record. Lineage: Eukaryota; Viridiplantae; Streptophyta; Magnoliopsida; Malvales; Malvaceae. Gene Ontology annotation, molecular function: cellulose synthase (UDP-forming) activity; mannan synthase activity. Gene Ontology annotation, cellular component: trans-Golgi network; plasma membrane.
AUGUCUGAACCAUGGUUUCUCCUAUACGUGUUUCUUUUCCUGGGCGCUUACGGCCAAGAUUUCAUUGAAUAUGUCAUAGAGGGAUCAAGUUUCUGGAAGUGGUGGUACAAUCAAAGGAUGUGGAUGAUUAGGAGCCUUUCGAGUUUCGCCUUUGCUACAGCGGAGUGCCUUCUUAAGUCGAUAGGCUUGUCGACUUACAGGUUCAUUGUGACUAGCAAAGUGGUCGAUGAUGAGCACUACAAACGAUAUUCUCAAGGGGUGUUGGAGUUUGGAGUCCCGUCACCGUUGUUCGUGCCGCCAACGACGGCGGCAAUAAUCAACUUGUUCUCUUUCAUCUGGGGAGCUGUUAUAAUCUUCAGUGGAGGCAGAGAUGUGGGGGAAAGCCUGGUUUUACAGAUGUUACUUGCAGGGUGCAUUGAGUUGAACUGCCUACCAAUUUAUGAAGCGAUUGCCUUGAGGAGUGACCAUGGAAAAAUGUCAGCCAAAACUACCAUCAUUGCAACAUUUGUGGCAGGGGCUCUUUAUGCUGCAACUUCUAUUAUUUCCAAGUGA